UAACCACAAACCGAAUUUUCGUUCAUUUAGACGAUAUAUACUUUUUAAAUUGCCCAAAGUUGUGGGAUUUUUUUGGAGCGCAUUUCACCCUGGAGCGGUACGCGAUGCUCUCUCACGCCGACCUCCUGGAUGCUCGGCUCGGGAUGAAGGAUGCUGCAGAGUUACUCGGACACCGAGAGGCUCUCAAGUGCCGGCUGGGUGGUGGGGUGCCAGACCAGGGGCAUCCGGGAGACAUGGCCCCUGGUUCGGACUCUGUAGAGGGAACCACUCUUCUGCCGGGAGAAGACAUCGCCACUGUGGGAUCCAACUCCGCCGGCAUGCCGGUGAACGGCAAGGAGCAGGAGAAGCAGCAGCAGCAGCAGCAGCCGCAGCAGAGCUCCGGUCAGUCCGCCAGCCAGAAACAGAAGCGGCACAGGACGCGCUUCACCCCGGCGCAGCUCAACGAGCUGGAGCGCAGCUUCGCCAAAACCCACUACCCUGACAUCUUCAUGAGGGAGGAACUGGCGCUGAGGAUCGGCCUCACCGAGUCCAGAGUUCAGGUUUGGUUUCAGAACAGACGCGCAAAGUGGAAGAAAAGGAAGAAGACCACCAAUGUUUUCCGCGCCCCGGGGACGCUGCUCCCGACACCGGGCCUGCCACAGUUCUCUGCCGCGGCCGCCAUGGAGAACAGCCUGUGCUCCUUCCACGCCAACGACUCUCGCUGGGCCACGGGGAUGCCGGGAGUGUCGCAGUUGCAGCUCCCGCCGGCCCUGGGUCGCCAGCCGGGCAUGCCACAGUCUCUGUCACAGUGCAGCUUAGGUCCAGGCCCGCCUCCAAACUCCAUGGGUCUCUCCAACGGCCUUUCCUCCAACGGCUCCGGUCUGCAGUCCCACCUCUACCAGUCGCAUUUCCCGGGAAUGUCGGCCUCUCUCUCCGGCCCCACGAACGUAUCGGGCUCCCCGCAGCUGUGUAGUUCACCGGACAGUGACAUGUGGAGAGGGACAAGCAUCGCGUCACUGCGGCGCAAAGCGCUGGAGCACACAGUGUCCAUGAGUUUCACUUAGUGACUUUUCAAAAAAACACCCCAGCGCGCCCCUCUCCUCCUCACCCCCCUCUCCCAGCCCCACCCUGCGGCUCUUUUUCUGUUUUUAUUCCCGCUAUUAGAUCAAAACGUGAGAACGAGCGAGCUAAUCAGGCCUGAAAUGUGAGAAAAUGGAGACUGUGUGUGACUUCAUCUAGACAUAAUGACAAAAAAGGACAACACUGAUGGACAAAUGGAAGAAAAAAUAUCUUGGGUUUUGGGGUUAUUUAUCUUGUUAAUUCAAAAGGAUUUUAUCAACUAUUGAUAAUAAAUCUAUUGUAAUGAUCUCUAGACUAUAGGCCCUAAUUAUUGAGAGCCAAACAAUCGUUGUAUUUACGUUUUCAUUGAGUGUGUCUUUACGCACACAUGUUAUUGUGUUCAGGUGAAGUUGUGUUAUGUCAAACGGUAAUUUAUAAGAUUGGGUAUAAAUUUUUGGUAACAGCCUACCACACACGCUCCAUACUGUAGGUGGGCCUAUUGAACUGGGUCUCGGGCAUGCACUGUGCAUGUGGAUUUAAACGCUUGGAUAAUUUAAGGAGAAAAUGGUGCCCACUCAGAUUGAAGAGGUGCUUUUUGUGAGGCGACCUCGGUCUCGUCUGCAUGAGACGGGAGCAUAAACCUAAAGAGGGAAAAAAAUGAACAAUGAUCUUUCAGUAGGCCUACGCUGUUUUAGGAUGUUUUGUGUAGAUGAAACAUUCUUGCUAUGUACCCGCUGGUCUUUUUUGUGACAUGUUUUAACUUAUUGUAUGUGCUAUUACUUGACACAUUUCUUAAAUGUUUGAUCUUACAUCGAAAUGCACCACA
Molecule: messenger RNA, 1864 nt
Organism: Epinephelus fuscoguttatus (brown-marbled grouper)
Lineage: Eukaryota; Metazoa; Chordata; Actinopteri; Perciformes; Serranidae
Product: homeobox protein orthopedia B-like
Exons: 3
Coding region: 105-1043 (312 amino acids)
Biological process (GO): neuron differentiation; regulation of DNA-templated transcription
Molecular function (GO): DNA binding; DNA-binding transcription factor activity, RNA polymerase II-specific
Source: RefSeq, a predicted model, not a curated record